AUGGAUCGCCAAGGGGACCUGACCGGAACCCUAGACCUGGCCUCCUCCGUCGAAUCGCUCUCCCUAGAUGCGCCGUCCUCUACCUCCUUCUCCGGCGCAGAUCCCCUCUCCGCCGCCGCGCUGUUCACUUCCCCCUCGGAUCUCUGCUUCGAGCUUGAUUCCUUCAACGAUCUCGCCGCCCGGGGCCAAUGGCGCGCCGUCCUCGACAAGGUCUACCACGCUCGAUCCCUCUCCAUCCUCUCGACGGCGCCGCCUCACCAGCAGUUCGUGUACCUCGCCAUAGCCGUCCUCGCCCUGUUCAAGCUCCGCCGGUACCGGGAGGCAGAUCGCGAGCUCCAAUCCAUCGACUACGAUCUCGACUCUCCCAGCCUCCGGUACGAUUCCUAUCCCGCCGCCUACCCCGGCCGAUCCGGCUCCAUGCUCCCCUUCGCCGUCCGCUACUUCCACGCGGAGCUCCCGCUCCGCCUCGACGACGAUCGCGCAGAAACCCUAGACCGCCUCUACGCCCUCCUCGACCUCGUCAGGGCGAGGAUCGCCGAGAGGGAGGCGAGCGGCGGCGCCGCUCAAUCUGACUUGUGGCGACGGAGGGAGGCGUUCGUGAUCGGCACUCUCUGCCGCCACCAUUUCUCCCAUCGGGAGUUUGACGUGUGCCUGCUGCUCAUCCGGGAGCUCCUCUCCAAGAACCCCUCCGAUCCGGCGCUCCUGUCGAGAUUGGCGUUCGUCCAGAUGCAGAUCGGGGACCUCGACGGCUCCAAGGCCACCUUCGACCGCGUGGCGACGAUCUGCAGAGAUCGCGGCGGCGUCCAGAACGAGAACCUGCUCGCAAGGAACCGGGCGCUGAGCUUGAUCGCGGCGAAGGAUUACCGUGCGGCGGUGCGGGAGUACGAGGCCUGCAUCGAAAGGGAUCCGGCGGACGUGAUAGCGAUCAACAACAAGGCUCUCUGUCUGAUGUACUCCCGCGAUCUCUCUGACUCCAUCAAGGUGCUGGAGGGAGCCCUAGAGCGCGUCCCCACGGCGGCGGUGAACGAGACCGCCGUCGUCAACCUCUGCAGCAUGUACGAGCUCGCCUACGCCAACCACGUCGACGUCAAGAAGAGCCUCAGCACCUGGAUCGCGCGGGUGGCGCCGGACGACUUCGAUUCUUCCUGCACUCGCGUCUGA
Spirodela intermedia is the source of this 1161-nucleotide messenger RNA. The record is from the annotation of a GenBank genome assembly. Lineage: Eukaryota; Viridiplantae; Streptophyta; Magnoliopsida; Alismatales; Araceae.